GUCAUUACGCUUCCUUUAAUACGUGUUAUCGAGUUAUCAGCCUUUUGUUACGUGAGAUGGGGAAAUCUCGUAGACGCCGACGCAAAAACAUUAAUGGCGUCUCAGUGAGAAGACGAACCAAGAAAAUGCCAGCCGCAACGACCGAAAACCCUAAACCCAAUCCGGACCAAAUGUGGAACGUCCUAAAAACGCACAUUUUACGUGAACGUGCGCGUAAAAAGCAAGAACGUGAAGCUGAAGUCGAGGAGGAACGGUUGAGGAAAGAACGUGAGGCUAGAGAACAGCAGGAUGUGAUGACUUUGGGUGAGACACGAGAACAAAUCCAACAACUGGAAACGAAGCUGACGCAGCUCAAGGAGGAGAAGCACCAAUUGUUUUUGCAGCUCAAAAAGGUGCUGAACGAAGACGAUAAUCGCCGGAGGCAACUUGUUAAGGAGAACGACAUGCAUCUGUCAGCCCUACAGACUAUGCCGGGUGCGUUCGUGCCGCAGACAGUUUACAUAUCACCGGCUCCAAGAGGUCAACAAGUAGCCGGCCAACAAUACAAGACGACUGUGAAGCGGCCGCGGAGCCCGAGCCCUCAGCCCGCUGUGCCCGUAUCGAUGUACCAUCAGGGAUACGCGUACAAGCCUGCGCAGCAGCAGCAGAUGGGGUAUCAGACUUCGCCGCAAAAAGACGACACACGUCGAACCAGCGAACUCUCUCGCGCCGUCCUGUGGAACAAACCCUCGCAGUACGCAUCGCAGACUUCUGCCUUCUAUCCUGUACCCCCGCCACCGAACCCCCAAGAACUACCCGUCUAUUUUCCAAUACCAACUCAGUCGCAGCGCGCCUACGACUCCCGUCCCCAAACGGUCUACGUGGAAUCCAAACACGACUACCAUUCGAGGGCGGGCCACCAGAAAGCUUUGGGAUACGUUAGGCAGUUUCAGGGGCAGCAGGUUUAUCAAGGGCGAGUGUACCAGGGAGGUAUGGGGGGUUAUUUACCCAGGGAAUAAUUUACGUCGGUUUCAUGUAUGGAUACGUUAAAAAAUGAUGAAUUGAUUCAUCUAUAAUGAUUUUCAGAUUUCUGUUAUUAACACAGAAUAUAUUGUGUUAUUAUGGUUAAACAUUUUUUGAUAAAAUCUUUACUAUGAUAUGGAUGAAGAUGAGACCUACAAAAAUUUAUGGUAUGGUCAAUAAAUUACGAAAAUUGGUAUUCCGAACUGGCGACGUCUACAAAACAUUAGCCGGAUCAUAAAACUUUAUAAUUACUGAUAUCUGUGAAAUUAUAGAUAGUAUUUCAAGUAAUUGUUGUAUUUCUACUGAUACAAACAUCUUUUU
Aethina tumida (small hive beetle) is the source of this 1323-nucleotide messenger RNA. RefSeq names its product G protein pathway suppressor 2. Lineage: Eukaryota; Metazoa; Arthropoda; Insecta; Coleoptera; Nitidulidae. The transcript has 5 exons. The record is from RefSeq and is a predicted model, not a curated record. Gene Ontology annotation, biological process: regulation of transcription by RNA polymerase II. The coding region runs from base 57 to 998 and encodes 313 amino acids. Gene Ontology annotation, cellular component: transcription regulator complex. Gene Ontology annotation, molecular function: transcription coregulator activity.